Molecule: messenger RNA, 935 nt
Organism: Myotis davidii
Lineage: Eukaryota; Metazoa; Chordata; Mammalia; Chiroptera; Vespertilionidae
Gene: GMFG
Product: glia maturation factor, gamma
Exons: 9
Coding region: 384-812 (142 amino acids)
Biological process (GO): actin filament debranching; negative regulation of Arp2/3 complex-mediated actin nucleation
Cellular component (GO): actin cortical patch
Molecular function (GO): Arp2/3 complex binding; actin binding
Source: RefSeq, a predicted model, not a curated record
CCUGUGGGCGCCGGGCUUCCGGAGUCUCCGCUCUCUCAGCACACCCCUCUCUGAGCCUGUUGCUUCUCUCUCAAGCAGAACAGGACCGGAAGAGGCCAUGCACGCACAGUGCUGGGCACAGAGGCAGCCAUCAAUAAAUGGGAGUCGUUGCUCCGGCUAUUGUAAUCUGUCGGUUCAUUCUACAGGCUUCCCUGGCUCGGGGUGAACUGCACAGACGGCUCUCAGCAGGGUCCAGGAGACUGCACAACUCCUGUGUCUGAAGCUUUUGUAAGAGAGAAAUUGGGCCUGGAAACCAAGAUUCGAGGGUCAUCAAAGAGGCCCUCGUCCCCACCCCUAGAAGACAGCGGAACUGAGAAAAGAAGAGGCCUGUGGACAGAAAAGUCAUGUCGGACUCCCUGGUGGUGUGCGAGGUGGACCCAGAGCUAAAGGAAAAGCUGAGGAAAUUCCGCUUUCGAAAAGAGACAGAUAAUGCAGCCAUAAUAAUGAAGGUGGACAAAGACCGGCAGAUGGUGGUGCUGGAGGAAGAAUUUCAGAACAUUUCUCCAGAGGAACUAAAAAUGGAGUUGCCAGAAAGACAGCCAAGGUUCGUGGUUUACAGCUACAAGUAUGUGCACGAAGAUGGCCGAGUGUCCUACCCCUUGUGUUUCAUCUUCUCCAGCCCUGUGGGCUGCAAGCCCGAACAACAGAUGAUGUAUGCAGGGAGUAAAAACAGACUGGUGCAGACUGCAGAGCUCACAAAGGUGUUUGAAAUCCGCACCACUGAUGACCUCACCGAGGCCUGGCUCCAAGAGAAGUUGUCUUUCUUUCGUUGACCUCUGGGUUGGGGAUCUGAAUUCCUGAUGUCUGAGUCCCCAAAGGAACUGGGGAUUCAGACCCCUAGGACCUGAACAUCCGAGACCCCGAAGAAAUUAAACUGCAAGAACUCAGAGAUCCUC